UCAUUUUACUGGGAGGGUCCCAAUAAAUGACGUUAUUGCUGGCGUACGACUGCAGCGUAAAUGGGCUAAAUGAAUGCACAUCCAAUGGGCAAACAGUCCAAACGGAUAUUAUCAGCAGCCAGGGAGAUAUCAAACCCACAAAAUCACUCUUAUUUAAGUUGACGUUGAGUUGUUGACUUGCUUACCUUUUUAAUAACACUUUGGAUUUACGAUCCAAAAGUUCUGCUUGACAAACAGUGCUUCACUUCAGAAGACUCUUCUCAUCCAAACAGUGCAGGGCAAAACGAUGUGGUUCGCGCGGACCCUCCUCGCUCUAGCACUUCUUUGCGCACCGGUUUCCAGCCUCUGCUUACCAACGUACAACCCAGAGUCCAACUUUCUUUGCAACAACGAGAUGUUCUCCGACGCGAAUGAUAACGGGAAACCGUCGAAUUCCCUGCUCGACAGUGUAAACCUCCUAUACAAACCAGCGCACGCGCUUUCCUCUGAGGAGCCGCGCGAGAGGAGGACUGUGCCCGCGUCCAAAUACAGAUACUUGAGCCAGACGCAGCUCAGGAGUAAACUGUACCGCAACAGUGCGAAGAGCGACCGACGCAACCAGGUCACUCUUUCCCUCGACGUGCCCACCAACAUUAUGAACAUCCUCUUCAACAUUGCCAAAGCCAAAAACCUGCGCGCAAAGGCGGAUGACAACGCGCGCCUGCUGGCGCAGAUUGGAAAGAGGAAAUGAACUCUUAUUCCUGACUUUAACAUUUGUUUUUGUAACCAACUGAGGCAUGUUAUAUCUAAUUUAAUAUUGUAAUAAAAGUUUUUUUCUUUCAGUUGCAUAAAAAAUAGCAAUACUGAAAAUUAAUGGAAUUUAUUAGCAGGUGAUAUAAAUGUCUUUUAAAGGGUUUUGAAUUAUUAGCCUAC
Messenger RNA from Rhinichthys klamathensis goyatoka, 912 nucleotides. It is a transcript of the gene ucn3l, whose product is annotated as urocortin 3, like. The record is from RefSeq and is a predicted model, not a curated record. Gene Ontology annotation, cellular component: extracellular region. NCBI's taxonomy places the organism in Eukaryota, Metazoa, Chordata, Actinopteri, Cypriniformes, Leuciscidae. The transcript is spliced from 2 exons. Gene Ontology annotation, molecular function: corticotropin-releasing hormone receptor 2 binding; hormone activity. Gene Ontology annotation, biological process: hormone-mediated signaling pathway; adenylate cyclase-activating G protein-coupled receptor signaling pathway; cellular response to nutrient levels. The coding region runs from base 287 to 730 and encodes 147 amino acids.